Messenger RNA from Etheostoma cragini (Arkansas darter), 2297 nucleotides. It is a transcript of the gene fbln5, whose product is annotated as fibulin 5. The transcript has 11 exons. The record is from RefSeq and is a predicted model, not a curated record. Bases 385 to 1773 code for a protein of 462 amino acids. Gene Ontology annotation, molecular function: calcium ion binding. Lineage: Eukaryota; Metazoa; Chordata; Actinopteri; Perciformes; Percidae.
UUCAGCACUGGAGUAGCAGCUUGUUGGAGUGAGUGCACCGCUGUCUUUGCGCUCUGACCGGAGGGGGGUGGCUCUUCCUGAUUGAAUCCAGCUGUUGGGAAUGUGCUCAGAGGGGGCCAGUCAAUUUGCAUUGCUAAAUAAUGUGUAGAGCCAACAGAGUGGAGCAGAAACGGACCAGUCCGUUUUGAAAAGGCAUUCCUGCGACACUUGGUCAAUGUACCGAAGCUUCAGCUCCACCAGACAGCGGUCAACGACAACCUGGUGUCGGCUUUCGCGUAAAGGCGCAUAGUUGGGGGGUGGCGACAGCCUUGCAGGGUGGUGGCGAGGGGAUUUGGGAAGAAUUUUUCGGGUCAUCUAAAUCUUUAUUCUGAGAAAACAUAAACCAUGCUUUUUGAAAUAAGUGGCUUCAAGUUUUGCUCUUCUGCAAGGAUGUUUGCAGCUCUGGUAUUCAUUCUGCUUUGCAUCCAGCCUGGACAUGGACAGACCUGCACAGAAGGUUUUGCAUAUGACCGCAGGGCGAGACAGUGUGUAGAUGUGGAUGAGUGCCGUACCCUGCCAGAUGCUUGCCGAGGAGACAUGCGCUGUGUGAACCAGAACGGAGGCUACCUGUGCAUCCCGAGGAGCUUGUACAACCAGCCGUACAGACCGGAGACCCCGGCCCUGCCUGAGCCAAUUUACCCAGACCCAUCGGGCGGAGACACCUUCCUCCAAGGUCCUCCGAGGUCAGUGGAACCCAGCUACCCCAGAGUGAGGACCACUGCGCAGUGCAUCCUGGGAUAUACUCCUGCAGAGGAUGGCACCUGUAAUGACAUCGAUGAAUGUGAGACAAACUCUCAUCACUGUAACCCCACCCAGGUCUGCAUCAACACAGCAGGGGGCUACACCUGUUCCUGCACUGAAGGAUUCUGGCUCAUUGGGGGGCAGUGCCAGGAUAUUGAUGAAUGUCGCUAUGGUUACUGCCAACAGCUGUGUGCCAAUGUCCCCGGCUCUUAUUCCUGCUCUUGUAACCCCGGCUUCAUCCUCAACCCGGACAGCAGGACCUGUCAAGAUGUGGAUGAGUGUGAAGAUGAGCCGUGCAGUCACGGCUGCUUUAACACCUACGGCUCCUUCAUGUGCAACUGUGACGAGGGAUUUGAGUUGGCGGCCGACGGUACUUCUUGCAUCGAUUUGGAUGAGUGCAGCUUCUCUGAGUUUCUGUGUCAGCACAGAUGUGUGAACACCCCCGGGUCCUUCUCCUGCAUCUGCCCGCCUGGAUAUUAUGUAAACGAGGACGGCAGGAGUUGUGAAGAUAUCAAUGAAUGUGACACUGGUAACAACACCUGUACAACAGCACAAGUAUGUUUCAAUUUCCAGGGAGGCUAUACAUGCCUGGAUGCUUUACAGUGUCACUCGCCUUACAUCGAAGUCACUGACAAUCAGUGUAUGUGUUCAGCUGAGAACCCUGCCUGCAGGGACAAACCCUUCACUGUUCUGUACCGACACAUGGACUUGUCGUCGGGGCGCAGUGUGCCUGCUGACAUCUUCCAGAUGCAGGCCACCACACGCUACCCCGGCGCCUUCUACAUCUUCCAGAUAAAGUCGGGCAACGAAGGACGAGAGUUUUACAUGAGGCAAACCAGUAACGUGAGCGCCACCCUGGUCUUGUCCCGGCCGAUCAAGGGGCCCAGAGAGUUGGUGCUGGACUUGGAGAUGGUCACGGUCAACAACGUCAUCAACUUCCGAGGCAGCUCCAUCAUACGUCUGACGGUAUUUGUGUCAGAGCACCCGUUCUGAGCGUCCCAAACCAACCUCAGCGCCCACCAAAGAAUCAAGCUGCACUCAUCUGCAUUGAUGUAAUGUUCCUUUGAGACAGCUCAUGGCCCUUUUUUUGUUUUUUUAAAUCAUUGUGUCAUCCUCAAGAAAGACACGUCCGAUAAAGACUCAGCCAAGUCCGGCUGAUGGGAAAGCAUCCCCGUGCUCGAAUCCCCGCCCUGCUUUAAUGGACACGGAGCUUUUUAUGGCUGCAAUAAGGACUUUCGACACAGAGACAUAUUUAUGGUGUACAAUUUCUGACAUUCUCUAUUUAGAAAAUGAGCCCAAAACUGAUGGAAAUUACCCUCACUAUAUCACAAGUAUAUACAUACAAUACAGGUUUUCUUCUCACAAGUUUCCGCAGUUGUCUAUGAAUUUUAAUCCCUUCAGAUAAGCUGUGAAAGAGACAUUCAUGUGCCUGAAUUCAAAUACUGUCAUUGCAUCAUGAAUGCCAUCAUCAGAUCAUUGUCCUGUUUGUUUUUCAUGAGACGGGAGGAGAGCCGGGU